Hordeum vulgare subsp. vulgare (domesticated barley) is the source of this 1375-nucleotide messenger RNA. RefSeq lists its product as uncharacterized. NCBI's taxonomy places the organism in Eukaryota, Viridiplantae, Streptophyta, Magnoliopsida, Poales, Poaceae. The record is from RefSeq and is a predicted model, not a curated record. The transcript has 3 exons. Bases 86 to 1255 code for a protein of 389 amino acids.
UGUUGCAGAAUUCGUGCCAAGUAAACUCCAUGAAAGAUCAUGCCACGAGAAGAGUCUAGCAUGGUGCACUUCUCCUGAGAAUGCAAUGAUAUAUGCUCCUGAAUCUCCACUUUACAUUGUCGAAGACACUGAGAUGCAACCAAACAACCUACAAUUAAGCAGAUCACAAGGCGCACUGAACAGUCUGUCAAAUUCAGUAUUCGAUCUGCACAAUGCAGACUCAUACGCCGUGUCCAAAUAUUAUAACAAGGAUGAUAUUUCUCCACAAUGCACACCCAGGCAUGACCUCAGGUGCUUCAGCAACUUCUCAACCAAAUUCAUCAAGAGAAGUGCUCUAUCUGACCUGGUGUCUCGAGGAAGCAUGAGUAGGAAAUUCAAGGCUUUCUCAAACAGUGAUGACUGGAGCGAUGCUAUCUCGCGCCACGGAAACAACAGUCAGGUUGAUUUUUUUGAAAGAUUCGAGAAGGCGGUAUCAAAACUAUUGGUUUCAGAAGGGCUGGAAAGUUGCCUGGAUGCCAGCUCAGAAGUCACAACUAUAUGGCAGCUGCUGAGCCAUACAUCUGAAGUGAGGCACAAACCGUCAGUAAGGCAAGACAUCCUUGAACAACUGUUUGAUAGCAUUUCAACAGACAAAAAGGACAAGGUUAUCAGAGCAUCAGUCUAUGUUCUAGUGCUUAUGAUAUCUGAAGAUAGGAAUGUAAUGAGAGACAUCAAGAGGAAAAACUUCUAUUUAUCCAAUUUAGCCACUGUGUUGAAGAGAGAUGUGCAUGAAGCGGUCAUUCUGAUAUAUUUGUUGGAUCCUUCACCUUCAGAGAUCAAAAACUUGGAGUUGUUACCUUCACUUCUACAUAUGGCCUGUAACACCGCCACCCAAAAAUGGCCUACACUGCUUCCACUAACGCCAACAUCCGCGUCGAUAGCUCUCAUUGAGAUCUUAGUGACAGCAUUCGACUAUGUAACGAAUAAUGUUCACUUGGCCACAAUCAGCUCUCCUCCUAUUCUCUCUAAGCUUGUUGAUGUUGCAAACAACAACAACUUGGAAGAAGGCGUGGCCCUGGCAGCUAUUCUCGUCAGGUGUGUGCGACUUAGCGGAAACCGCAAGAAGUUUCUAUCGCAGGCUACUCCAGUGAAACCUUUCCUUCACCUUCUCAGAAGGAAAGAGCAGCACGUCAAGUUUGCUCCACUUGAAUACUUCCAUGAGAUUCUUCAGAUUCCUCGUAGGACGACGACGGGAGGACGAGGACGUCAACGGUGAUUACAACCAGGAGGAUGAACCCACCCAUUGCCACGCGGAUGCUCUUUGGACUACGAUAUGGACAUGAAGGCAUUUGUUUUAGUGCCAAAUAUUACCUAUGUAUGUAUGGAUGCUAUGGAA